Acanthosepion pharaonis is the source of this 870-nucleotide messenger RNA. NCBI's taxonomy places the organism in Eukaryota, Metazoa, Mollusca, Cephalopoda, Sepiida, Sepiidae. The record is from the annotation of a GenBank genome assembly.
AUGUCCUUUCCUGUCGUAUACAUUCCUCUCUGUCAUUCAUUUAUCUCUUUUCUUUAUUCAGUUUUAUUUCAUUUUCCAAAUUUGAAUUUAGGGGGCGCGAAUGCCAUGGAUUAUUUUGCUUUCUUUACACAUAAUUCUUCAGUAAUUCCUAUUAUGCGUUGGGUAAAAAAUAAAAUUACCGUCGUUCCGUUUCACAUACUGUCUUUUUUCCUUUCUUUAUCUUUUCUACUUUCCGCUUUCUUUAUUUUUACUUCCUGUCUGUUCUCUUUUUCGUCUUCCUUUUUUUUCUUUUUUCUUCUCAUUCAUUCUUUUAUUCUUUUCUCCGUUUUUGCUUUACUUCUUUUUCAUCCUCUUCUCUAUUUUCUUGUCUUUUUUUUGACAUCAACUGCAUAUUCUUUCUUCUCUUUGGUUAAUCUAAAAAAAAAUGUUUCGUCUUCGUUCUUUUCUCUUUCUUAUGCUUUCUGUUUGACUUUUAUUUCUAUUCUUUUUUACUGCCUUCCUUUCAUUAAAAUCGACCUUUCCUUCUUGUUCCUUUUUCUUCUACUUCUUCUUAUUCUUCUUCUUAUUCUUCUUCUUCUCGCUCUUCUUUCUUUCUCCUUCCUCCUUCUUCCUUCUUCUUCUUCUUCUUCUUCUCGCUCUUCUUUCUUUCUCCUUCUUCCUUCUUCUUCUUCUUCUUCUCGUUCCUCUUUCUUUCUCCUUUCUCCUUCUUCCUUCUUCUACUUCUUUUUCUUGGGCAUCUCAAUAACGUUUCAUUUUCUGUUCUUUCUUUUCUCUUUUCCGAUUGUCUCCUUCUCCUUUCACCAUUUUCUCUUUUCGUUAAAGCUAAAUCUACAAAUAAAACUCCUCUCAUAUUUUUCUAAAUUUGCUUGA